Molecule: messenger RNA, 2502 nt
Organism: Juglans microcarpa x Juglans regia
Lineage: Eukaryota; Viridiplantae; Streptophyta; Magnoliopsida; Fagales; Juglandaceae
Product: HIPL1 protein-like
Exons: 8
Coding region: 241-2325 (694 amino acids)
Source: RefSeq, a predicted model, not a curated record
CCAAAUUCCCACCACAUCCAGAAAGUCAGAAAAACAGAGAAGCAGAAUCUGACGGCGUCUGUACUUGCAAAGUGCAAAUUAUCAAGUCUUCGACCCAUCCACCAAUGGAUGAGACGAGACUGGGGCCCACUUUCGCCUGAAAGUUAGUCCCGUACUAUUGCUGCUUUAGACUCUCCCGGAGUUCAUUACAGAGAGGGACGUAAUACUAAAACAUCUGCUUUUCUAUAUCUGUCUACUAAGAUGGGACGAGUUCUUGCAACUACCCUCCUCUCUUGUACCUUGCUGCUGUUUUUUGUUCCUUCCUUUUCGCAUCCUUUAUGCAUUGAUUCAACGGCACCCUUCACCCUGAACACCACUUUAAAGUUUUGUUCUUACAAUGGGAGCGCGUGCUGCAACUCAGCAGAAGAUUUACAAUUACAGAAGCAAUUCCAAGCCAUGAAUAUCUCUGAUCCUAACUGUGCUUCUGUUGUGAAAUCAAUACUCUGUGCGAGAUGCGAUCCAUUUUCGGCUGAGCUAUUUACAGUUGGUUCUACGCCCCGGCCAGUUCCUGUACUUUGCAACUCCACUGUUUCAGUGAAUUCAUCCCAAUCUACCCAAGCAGCAACUAACUUCUGCUCCAGUGUAUGGGAUACAUGCCAAAAUGUGUCUUUCGUGAAUUCUCCCUUUGCCCCUUCACUGAAAGGUCAAGUUGGAUUACCUGCCAAUUCCAAUGCUAGCAAACUGACCCAGUACUGGCAAUCAGAAACUGAUUUCUGCAAUGCAUUUGGUGGGGCGUCUAGUGAUGGAUCGGUAUGUUUUGAUGGGCAACCUGUUAUGCUAAAUAACACUGGAACUCCUAGCCCUCCACAUGGCUUGUGCCUUGAGAAAAUAGGGAAUGGAUCUUACCUCAACAUGGCUGCUCAUCCUGAUGGGUCAAACCGUGCAUUUUUCGCUAACCAGCAAGGUAAGAUUUGGUUGGCAACUAUUCCUAAACAAAGAGCGGGAAGCACAUUGGAGCUUGAUGAAUCCAAUCCCUUUUUAGAUCUAACUGAUGAAGUAUAUUUUGAUACUCAAUUUGGGAUGAUGGGUAUGGCAUUUCAUCCAAACUUUGCACAAAAUGGGCGAUUCUUUGCUUCCUUCAAUUGUGAUAAGGUUAAGUGGCCAGGAUGUACUGGAAGAUGUUCAUGUAACUCUGACGUUGAUUGUGAUCCUUCAAAGCUAGAUCCUGAUGAUGGUGCCCAGCCAUGCCAGUAUCAAACUGUUGUUGCAGAGUAUACUGUUAACGGCACCUCAUCCCAGCUUUCUUUGGCAACGAAUGCCAAACCAACAGAAGUGAGAAGGAUAUUUACGAUGGGCCUUCCAUUUACGUCUCAUCAUGGAGGGCAGAUACUCUUUGGACCUGCUGAUGGGUAUUUGUACUUCAUGAUGGGAGAUGGUGGUGGUACAGGUGAUCCUUACAAUUUUGCCCAAAACAAGAAGUCAGUGCUUGGAAAGAUUAUGAGGCUUGACAUAAAUAGCAUACCCAGCGCUGAAGAAAUUGAUAAACUUGGUCGUUGGGGAAACUAUUCUAUUCCCCCGGAUAAUCCCUACAAAGAAGAUACAGAAUUGCAGCCUGAAAUAUGGGCUUAUGGAUUAAGAAAUCCUUGGCGCUGCAGUUUUGAUUCAGAAAGGCCUUCCUACUUCAUGUGUGGGGAUGUUGGGCAGGAUAAAUAUGAAGAGGUGGAUCUCAUCACUAAGAAUGGAAACUAUGGCUGGCGUGUUUAUGAGGGCCCCUAUUCAUAUGCUCCUCCUGAGGCACCUGGGGGCAAUACAACUCCAAGCUCCAUAAGCCCAAUUUUGCCAGUAAUGGGAUACUCUCAUUCUGAUGUAAAUAAGGCAGAAGGGUCUGCAUCAAUCACUGCUGGCUAUUUUUAUCGGUCUACGACUGAUCCUUGCAUGUAUGGAAGGUACUUGUAUGCAGAUUUGUAUGCAGCUGCCCUGUGGGCUGGUACCGAGUCUCCACAAGACAGUGGGAACUUUACCUCUAGUGAAAUUCCUUUCAGUUGUGCAGCUGACUCUCCUCUACCAUGCAGCUUGUUGCAAGGAAGUACUCUUCCUGCUUUGGGUUAUGCUUUCUCAUUCGCGGAGGACAACAAUAAGGAUAUUUUUAUCCUUACCAGCAGUGGUGUUUACAGAGUCGUCAGCCCUAGUCGUUGUAAUUACACUUGCUCAAAGGAAAAUGUCACAACUGUUGCUAGCCCAGGUCCUUCUCCCUCUAAUUCUCUUGCAAGCCAGUUGAGCGACCCAUAUAAAAAUUUAGUGCUCCUUUUUGCUUCUUUAUUGUUGCUUUUGCUGGGUUUCGUCUAGUAUAUUGCAACGUUUCGAUGUUAUGUAGAAAGAGUGAGUGCUUUGUUACAAUGGCAUAAGUUUGUACUAUGUGACCCUUUUUUUUUCUUUCCUUGCUUUGCUAUGUGACUUCAUUUCUCUCUUUGUAGUUUGUACAACAAGACUGAUCAAAUGAAAUUUAACUUGGCCUUUAGAUUU